UUCAGCCCAAAACGCAGCGUUUCGGUCUCUUUGGCAGCAUAAACACACUGCUUCUUCGCUUCUGUGUCUCUCGCUUUUACAAACUCAGCAGUCUGGUUAUGUUUUUGGGGAAGGAGGUACCUGCCCUUGGCUAUCCAGAAUUUGGAAUAUAAUAGGUUAUUGUGUCCAAACUUAUUAAGUUUGUGAAGCUAUAAUAAAGGUGAAUCCUCAGUUGGGACAGAAAGAGAGGAGUGUUUUGCUAGGAUAUGGACUGAAUAUACCAGUGUUCUCUGCUGUGCGGCCAUGAGCUUAUGAUAAGUCUGUCUUAUUGGCUGUGACUGUAGCAUAUAAAAUGCAAGGGUAGAGGGGAUUCUAAUCUGCAGAAAUAGUUGGGACAUGCUGACAUGAUAAGAUAGUGUCAUACCUGUACCUUCGUCAUGGAUUAGGGAGCUUUAGCAGACAUCAUCUGUAGUAGUGACCAGGGGAAUAUUUUGAAGUGUUGAAUAAUCCAGUAUGGAAGUGUUAUUCCAAUUUAUAGGUAAGGACUGUCCAAGAAUGAGUCUUAUGAAGCGGUAUGUGCUGCGGUUGUUCAUAUCAUUGAAGUACAUCACAGCAAACGUCGUUGACAGAAAUAAUGGCCGGAUUGUUGUAACAGCAUCUACAAUUGAACAUUCAGUUAAGGGCUCGCUUGAGUGUGGCCGCUCUUGCAACGCAAAGGCAGCAGCAGUUGUUGGAGAGGUGCUCGCUAUGCGACUUAAGGUGGAAGGUCUUGACCAGGGACAGGGACGAGGGAUUCAUGUCAAUGUAAAUAAUGAAGUUGAGAAGAAGGGUUUUAAGAACCGUACCAAGGUAUGGGCUAUUGUCAAUGCUCUUAAAAACAAUGGAGUUAAACUCAUUCUUGAUGAUAAUGAUGAAAAUAGUUCUCAGCCAAGUUAAUUAUAAGAAAUCUCUUGUUUACCUUGUUUAUGUUUUAAGUGUUGAAUCAUUAUAUAUGGUUUGUUAGUAGAUAGCUUUAUGCUGGUUAUGAAAUCCAGGAAUUGAUCAGUAUAUACCAGUUGAAACUUGUUUCUUUCACAGCUGUAUCAAUUGAUCUUGAAAGAUUUUCCUUUCAAAUCACCGAUUGGUCCUUCAUUUUUCUG
Molecule: messenger RNA, 1118 nt
Organism: Rosa rugosa (rugosa rose)
Lineage: Eukaryota; Viridiplantae; Streptophyta; Magnoliopsida; Rosales; Rosaceae
Exons: 3
Coding region: 493-915 (140 amino acids)
Biological process (GO): translation
Cellular component (GO): ribosome
Molecular function (GO): 5S rRNA binding; structural constituent of ribosome
Source: RefSeq, a predicted model, not a curated record